GUGCUAACGCUGAGUGGAUUUCCUUGCUUGUCCAGAACUACUAGGGAGCACGUUGCAUCGAACCCAAUGCCCUUUAUUUCAUCUUUGGAACAAUACGAGGCAACAUUCUACAAAUUAAAAGUUUACAUAUAGAAAAUAAAUGCAGAACUCGUUUAAAACGUAUAUGAAUACUUACGCGUACACAUUCACAAACGGCAUUCCAGAUGUUUUCGCUUGAUUGCUCAUAGUGGUUGGUGAGAGGAUUCCAUGUUUGCGUAGGUAUGACAUGGGUUUUCAGAAUCUUACCUGCGCUACUAACUAGGGCCGCCCGAACACUUCCAGUCCCAACAUCAACACCAAUUAAAUUUACCUUAGCCAUUUCUGCUGAGCUUGUUCAAUAGCUAGUCUUUCUUGAACGAGUGCUUUAAUGUCAUGGAUGCUGCUUGAAAGAAUACGGGCUCCAACGGAAUUGAGGCCUGAGUUGUUUAUAGAAUAUGGGUAAAUCAAGAGAUAACGAUUAGUUAUGAGCAAGAUUGCAGGAUGCUUAUCACAUAUAUAAAUGAUGCAAUAAAACAAGAGAAGCACGGUACCUAAUAUGAAACAGUUCACUAAAACCUGUUAGUUGCGUAGAUGGGGGCAUAUUGAGCGUUACACCUUCAAUUUGGAGAGAAUAAUUUUCAGAGCGGCCUUUGCUUUUUGACUGGAUGAACAUAAGUAUAUGACGGGAUUUUAUUUUAGGAGAUGCUUAAAGCACAAGUAAAAUAGAGCUUCUCCUAUAUGGGACUAUGGGAGUGCGUAAUGUAUGACAGAAUAACAAAUUAGUAUGUACUCAUAUGUUAUUUACUAACAACAGCUGUAGUAGAAACAGUACAUAUAAAAUGUUACGUCAUUACUGAGUCUACAUCGCAAGACACCAACACGUUCAAGCAAAUCCGGAGUAAAUUGUAAAUUGGUCCUAACCGACGAAUUGUAAAUUAAUGAAAAAAUGCCUCAAACAGAUAAAACAGGUUACUGCCUUCCUAGUAACAACAAAAAAGUAACAUAUGGCCACUUUAUUCGACCAACUUUAAUGUUACAGUAGUCGAGUCGAAUUUCAGUAGAGCAGCUUGUGACCAAAUCUGAUGGCUCUCAAACCGAAGUUCACAUAAACAGCGUUCGAGUGCCCGAAAAAAAGAUAACGAUGUAUUUUGCGGUAAGAACAGUAAAAGAACAAUGUUGUUAACAGUACUGUAGUACUGUAAGCUUGCAAACCUUUUUUGUCACUACCAUGUUUCAACAACGUUUUUUGUUGUUGAAUCUAUCACCGACACUAAUUUUACCAUGAAAAACCUUGUCAGUGACUCCCGAAUGUAUGACGAAAAUGCUUGUAAAAAUGCUGUUAAGAUACAUACAUAACAAAAUUACGAUAUAACUAUGUACAAUCACAGCAACUUUCAAAGUUUUUUCAAUGUUAUUUUUUCAGAUGAGCGGUUCACAGGGCUCAGAGCAGUUCAGAGUCACUCUUUUAAAAGAGCCGUUUUGCCCACUUCUGGAUACAUUUAUCACGAAGCGGUCCUGUUUACAAACAAACGAUUCCGUUCAGUUAACAGAUUCUUCCCGUUUUGGAGUUUUUAAAGUGUAUAUCAGUUCCAAAAAAAAAAAAAAACAGUUACCGCUGGUUUAAAAAACCGCUAUUAGAUGGAACCUGGAUGGAACCACUGUUGAUUGUGACUUUUUUUCGCGAAAAAUAGAAGUGCAUCCAAUUGCGUUAAUAUCUUCUACAAAUAGUGCGGAAAUUGGUUGAAGAUACCAACAUGAUUGGAUAUCCCCGCGCACUUUUACGAUGUUUUUCAGGCCUUUUGCGAAAAAAAUCGUAUACAAUAUAUCCCAGAAUGCUGCCCGAAGCGCACUUUAAAAUUUGUCAGCUUCAACCCACCACCGCACGUGCUAAGUUCGUAAACAAUUAUCUGGCAUCUCUUUUUUACUUGCGUCUUAUAUGGCGGUGACGUUUUAUUAUUCCUCUGCAGUUUGGCCCGCACACAGUGGAAUAAAGAAAUUCGCUAAUAGAUAUUUAUGAAAUGUUUCAUUUAUUAGCACAGAAGUAAGUGGAAUCCACUUGGCAGUAACGUGUCGAUUUUUUAUAGUGUAUUUAAACAGUGACCGCACUAUUCAAUCCGUAUUCUAGAUAUAAUCUGGCACCACUGCUUCUGACAGUUGUGAUUUUGUAUUAAAGGCUUGGAUGUUUAUAUACCUAUCAAUUUUCUUACAUGUGAAUUUAUAGAUAUAUUUUAUUUAAGUACUUGAGUUAUGGUUCGUGUUAAGAAUAGAUAUAUCCUUGUACAACUUCUGUGCAACAACCGCUCUGAGACGGAUGCUUUUGAACUCACAUCUAGUCAUUUAACAAACUUUUUGCGACAGAAGAUCGAAAAGUACUAUGGCGAAUUCGGCAUUGCGAGCACACUAAGACUGUAUGUAAUCUACUUUAAUGCAAAAACGCGACUCUGCGUUAUACAGACUCGUCACGGACCACAUCGUUUCGUCACUAGUAUUCUACCUUUGUUAACGGUGGCUGACAAGGAGACUGUACGCUAUCGCACAUUAUAUGUGGGAGCAACACUCCAGCAGUGCCAGAAAUUCAUUGCACGCUAUCAACAAGAAUAUGUUAAUAAAAUGAUUGGUCACUGCAUAGGAAAAUCACAAAAAGAAUUGUUUAUACAAGAAGUAACAGAAAUGAAGCGAAUAUAGCUAGUAAGAUAUUUCAUAGUUAGAAAUACAGAACAAUUUGUGUUAUAUGUACAAAACA
Messenger RNA from Wyeomyia smithii (pitcher-plant mosquito), 2761 nucleotides. RefSeq lists its product as uncharacterized. The record is from RefSeq and is a predicted model, not a curated record. Lineage: Eukaryota; Metazoa; Arthropoda; Insecta; Diptera; Culicidae. Gene Ontology annotation, cellular component: ribonuclease P complex. Gene Ontology annotation, biological process: tRNA 5'-leader removal. The transcript has 3 exons. Gene Ontology annotation, molecular function: ribonuclease P RNA binding. The coding region runs from base 2266 to 2703 and encodes 145 amino acids.